Molecule: messenger RNA, 8976 nt
Organism: Anopheles merus
Lineage: Eukaryota; Metazoa; Arthropoda; Insecta; Diptera; Culicidae
Gene: Mhcl
Product: unconventional myosin-XVIIIa
Exons: 8
Coding region: 545-7312 (2255 amino acids)
Cellular component (GO): myosin complex
Molecular function (GO): ATP binding; protein binding; cytoskeletal motor activity
Source: RefSeq, a predicted model, not a curated record
ACACGCUCACACACGCUCUCCCACUCACUCACUCUCGCACAGCUGCACUCGACCCUUUUUUUCCUUCGCUUGCUGCUCUUUCUAAAGAGAACAGCCGCGCGGCGCAGCACAACAGCACAACACACCAACGGCCAAGCGCGACAUCCAGCCAGCCAGCCAGCCAGCAAGAGCCCAGAAGAGUGUGGACUACUUUUCCCUCCGUGCCUCCGUGUGUGUGUGUGUGUGUUUGUGUGCGUUUUAUUUGGUGUGUUUCUGACUUCUGGUCUGCUUCCCGUGCUAUUUGCCAGCGCGAACGCGAACGUGAGCGGCCGUGUGUGGUGCGGUGCGUGCGUGUGUAGAGUGCUUUCCCCCGUUUAGAUGUUUGUCGUCGUCAUCUUGGACGGACCAGCCGACUCCCGAAAACCCCCGCCGCCUGGAAGAGGGUUGCUGGCAAUAGGAAAACCCACGGACCAGCGGCGCUAAAGAAGGAGAAAAAGAAGAAGAAGCGGAAGAAUAAUAUUUGCAACCGGAAAGGAAAGGAUAUAACACACACACACACGCAGACAUGUUUAAUUUUAUGAAGAAAGGAGUGGCCGGUGUCGCAGGAGGCGGCAGCGGCAGCAGCAGCAAUAACAGUGGCACAGGCAACGGAAGCGGUGGAGCGGGCGGUGGUGGUGCUGGUGGUAGUAUUGGAUCAUCCGGUGGCCUGUCCGUCAUUGGCGCACUGUCCGGGCUGGACGGUGACGAGAAGGACCGCCGGAAGAAGGAGAAAAAGGCCCGCAAGGAGGGCAAACAGUUGCUGCUCGGGGUGGGCGGCGGCAGUGGCACAUCCGGCGGGCAUGCGGGCAGCAUGAGCGCGGAGGAAUUGCUGCGGUUGGAUGAGGUGCGUCGAUCGCUCAAGAUACGCGGCAGGCGGAAAGAGAAGGAAAAGCUGCCGAGUGGCAUCACGGCGGAUUACAGUGCGUCCUUUUUCGCCCAGCUCGACGUGGACCACCGGGAGCUGGACCGGGGCACGGAGGAGGUGCUGGCCGUCGCCAACACGACCACCUACAUCGACCGCAACGGGGAGAUGGUGGAGCGCGUUUCGUUUUGCAGCACUACCACCACACUGCAACCCACCUCGCCCUCUUCUUACGGUGGUGCGGGUGAUGGUAGUGUCGGUGGUACGCAGCCGCCCCACACACCGGGCGGUACGAAAACGAACCUACCGCCCAUCCCACCACGGCCGCCGAAGCGUGGCAUACUGAAAGGUUCACGCUCGAGCCUCACGGGCACGGGUGGCGGUGGACCGGUGGACGCGGGACUGGUCGCAUCCCCCUCGUCGUCGGCCGCCAUGCUGCAGCUGCUAGCCUCACCGUCCCCGAGCGCCGACAGCCUUACCGACACGACCACCACGACCACCAACUCGUCCUUCGCGACGCCACCGUUUUCGCUCAGCCCGGUCGGCGAAUCGCAAGGCUACGAGGGACGCAUCGGGCGCGUCCAUCCGUUCGACGAGCGGGUCACGGCGAACGGGAGCGUCACACUGUCGCUACCGCCCAUAAACCUGCAAGCGCUACCGCCGCCCCGGGAGCUGGUAAUACAGCGCCAGAAGGGCCCGCGGAACGAUUUCGGCUUCAGCCUGCGCAAGGCGUUUGUGCUCGACCGUCCAUCGGCCGGGCUGUCGAUGGUGCGGCCCGCCGGUGGCCCCCCGCAGAUGAGAGCGAUUAUUUUCGCCGAACCGAGCGCAACCGGUGCGGUGCGGACGGGCCUACUGCCCGGCGAUCGGUUGCUGCGCGUCAACGGGCAGCCGGUGGAGGAGCUGAGCCGCGAAACGAUCAUCGAAAUGAUACGGAACAGUGGCGACUCGGUGCUGGUACAGGUGCAACCGAUCGCGGAGCUGAUUGAGCUGUCGCGGCGCUGUGUAAGCGCUACGCCGCACAGCGGUGCCCCGGCCGAGGACUGCAACACGCUGAAGCGCAGCGCAAGCAGGCGCUUCCAGAAGGUACAAACGGGCCCGGGGGCUGGUGUGACCGAUCCAACUGGCAGGCACGAGCUCGACCCGUCUGCCGUCGGUGGGCGCGUUUGGUUGAUCCAUCGGGGUGGCUUUACGGCGGCGUACAAGCAGCAGCUCUCCCCCUCGACCGUUGCGAUGCCUUCGCACCAUCAGGCGGGGAAGGUUUGGAUCCGGCUGGAAGCGACCGGGGAGGAGCUGCUGAUCGACGAGGACGAUCUGGAGGUGGCGAACCCGGCCACGCUCGAUCUCGUCGAGGACGUGUGCCAGCUGCCGCACCUGAACGAAUCGUCCGUGCUGCACGUGCUGCGGCAGCGGUUCGCCAACAAUCUGAUACACACGCGGGCCGGCCCAGUGCUGCUCAUUGUCAACCCGAUGGCACCGCUCGCCCUGUACUCGGAGAAGGUGGCGUCCAUGUUUCGCGGCUGCAAGGCGGAAGACGACAUGCCGCCGCACAUCUUCGCCCAGGCCCAGACGGCGUACCGCGCGAUGCUGGAGACGCGCCGCGACCAGAGCCUGAUCUUUCUCGGCCGGUCCGGGGCGGGCAAAACGACCAGCUUUAAGCACGCACUGUACUACCUGACGCUUGCCAGCCGGCCGGAGGUGCAACCGGCAGUGCAGCGAGCACUGACGGUGGAGAAGGUGAGCGCCAUUGGGACGAUACUGGACGCGUUUGGCAACGAGCGAACGGCGCUGAAUGGAAAUGCGACCAAGUUUACGCAAAUCUUUGCGCUGGACUUUGAUCACAGUGGGCAGAUCGUGUCCGGGUCGAUUCAGAUCAUGCCGAUCGAUCGUAUGCGGCCGGCGGGUGGAUCGAACCGUGGAACGGCUGGCGUACCUCGGUGGAGUUUUCUGGCCGGAGUCGAUGGAGGUGCUUUGCGGAAGGAGCUGCUGCUGGAACCGGUCGCUGGGGAUGCGUCCGCCGGGGGUAAUGGCACGGUGGAGCAGGAAUCGAUCGACUAUCAGCGGCUGUGUCAAGCGUUCCGUGUGCUCAACAUCGAUCAGGGAGCGGUGCGGGGCAUCUGGUACGUCCUCGCGGCCAUCCAUCAUCUUUCGCAGUCGGGUGCGGUCAUUGUGGCCGGUCGCGUGCAGUUUGUAAACCCGCGGGCCGCACAAAAAGCCGCCAUGCUGCUUGGCAUCCCGAUGGAGGAUCUGCUGUCCUACGUGUUUCCCGAGACGGGGUCGGGCGGUACGUCGAAAGCGAGCCUCAGCACGGCCACCGUAGCGGAGGGACUGACCGCCUUUACCGAAGCGCUGUACACGGAGCUGUUCUACACGCUCGUGGGGCUGAUUAAUAAAUCCAUCGCGGCCGUCACGCCACACCAAACGAUCGGCUCGGUGCUGCUGGUGGAUGUGCCCGGCUUUCAGAACCCGGCCAGCGUUGGCGGCGGUACGGCGGCCAGCACGCUGGCGGAUUUGCGCUUCAACUACCUGCACGAGCGGCUGCAGCUGCUGUUCCACAACGCGAUGCUGGUGCAGCCGAGGGCACGGUACGCGCAGGAGAUGGUUACGGUGGAGGAUUCGCUCGCGCUGAUGGCAACGGACAGCGCGGGACACAGCAGCCCGGCCGCGAUGGUCGCGCUGCUCGACAAGGUGCCCCAGAGCCACGAGCCGCGCAAGGGACUGCUGUGGAUGCUGGACGAAGAGCAGCUGCUGAACCCUGUCAGCAUGGCGAAGGGAGGAGAUUCCAGCGCAGUGGACGACUUUGACGACGAUACGGGUGUCGGUGGAGCAAAUGGCGCUGCGGACGAUCGUGACGCACGCUUCCUGGAACGGUUGUUUGCGGCGUACGGGGACCGGGAGACGCGCGAAACAUUGCUGCUGCGUGCGAGCGUCCCAACCGGUGCGUGCGAUGUCGUGCUGCAGCAUCUGCUCGGUACCAAUCCGGUGCUGUACUCGGUCACCAGCUGGCUGCGGGAGGCGGCCGCCCAAGCUCACUACAUGCCGCAGCGGGCGCUGAACUGUUUGCGCGACAGUGUGAAGCCGGAAAUCAAUGGUCUGUUCGUGGGGACGCUUGGCGGUGCGAUGGAUUCGCUGGCGUUCGGCGGUGGCGGCUCGUCGCAGCAGCUGCAGCAGCAAUCGCUGCGGCGUAUGAGCAGCAUCCGGCGCACGUACACCGGGACGGGCUUCCCGAAGCGCAACAGCGUGAUUGUGCAGGUGAAGUACACGGUCGACUGUCUGAUCGAUACGCUCAGGCGCACCGGGAUGCACUUUGUGUACUGCUAUCUGCCCCAGCACAACGGUGGCACGGCGAUGUCAAUGACGGGCUGCCUGUUUGACCAGCAGCAGCAGCAGCAGCACCAACUAACGCACGAAAUGAACGGUAGGCGGGCGGAGGACGACAUCAUCAACAUUCCGCUGCUACGCAGUCAGCUUCGCGGCUCGCAGAUGCUUGACUUUGCCCGGCUGUAUCGGCUCGGCUUCCCGAUCAGUGUGCCGCUCGGCGAGUUUGUCAUUCGCUUCGGGCUGCUGGCGGAGGGAGGCACGACGGGCGGAGGUGGCGCCGGCGGCGGUGCAAAUGGCGCGAACGGUGAAGCGGCCACGGUCGAUAACAUUCUCAGCAACUGCGAGGUCGAUUCGUCCGUGUAUCGAAUUGGAACGAGUCAGGUAUUCUUCCGUUCCGGUGUGCUGGGCGCGCUCGAGGCAAAGCGUGACGAUCUGCUGUCGGAUCGGGUCAUCCAGCUGCAGGCGCACUGCCGCGGGUAUCUGGCCCGGAGGCGGCUCGCCCGCCGCCGGCUGCAGGAGCUGGCCGUCAAAUGCAUCCAGCGCAACGUGCGCGCCUUCCUGAAGGUGCGCGACUGGCCCUGGUGGCGGCUGCUCGUGCGCGUCACACCACUGCUCGCCGUCCACCGGACGGAGGAGCAGCUGAAGGCGGCCACGGUCGAGCUGCAGCAGGUGCGGGCAAAGCUGGAGAAGAUCGAGUCGGAGCGGAACGAGCUGAAGGCGACCAACCACAAGCUGGAGGCACGGCUAAGCGACAUUACCUCCGAGCUGACGGAGGAACACUCGUCGUCGAACCUGAUCACCGAGCGGCUCGCCGCCGAAACGUCCGAACGGUUGCGGCUCGAGAAGGAGGUGAAGGAGUAUGAGUCGAAGUACCGCCACCUGCAGGAGUCGUCCGAAAAGAUGGAGAUGGAGCUGCUGUGCGCCAAGUCGGAGCUGAACUGCGACUUCGACGACUGCAGCACGCUCGGCGAGUACGACAGCACCGGCGACGGUGCGGAUCUGCCCCUCGGCGGGGGGCCGGUCGACGGUGCCGAGCUGGCCAAGAGCUACCGGCUGCGGUACGAGCGCGUGGCCCGCGAGCUGGAGUUUACCAAGAAGCGGCUGCAGACGCAGCACGAGCACGAUCUCGAGCAGCUGGUCGGGCUGAAGAAGCAGCUCGAGAAGAAGCUGGCCGACGCGUACGAGGAGGUGGAGGAGCAGCGCCAGGUGGUGGCGCAGUGGAAGCGCAAGGCGCAGAAGAUGACGAACGAGAUGAACGAUCUGCGCAUGCUGUACGAGGAGCAGAACAGCCGGAACAAUCUGCUCGAGAAGCGGCAGCGCAAGUUCGACGCCGAAUGCCAAACGUUGCAGGACAGUGCGCGGCAGGAGCGGCAGGCAAAGGAGCGGAUGGCCCGGGAGAAGGACGUGCUGAUGGCGGAAAAGUGCAAGCUCGAGCAGACGGUGUCGGACAUUCGGCUCGAGCUGGAGCUGAAGGAGGAGAAGGUGACGGCACUGCAGCAGGAGCUGGACGAGAUGGCGUUCGGCGGCGGUACGGAGGAGGAAAUAGCGCAGCUGAAGCGGCAGAAGAACGAGCUCGACCGGCGGUGCAAGGAGCAGGACGAGGAGCUGGACGAGAUGGCCGGGCAGAUACAGCUGCUCGAGCAGGCCAAGCUGCGGCUGGAGAUGUCGCUCGAGACGAGCCGGAAGGAGGCCCGCAAGGAGGCGCAGCAGCGGGACGACGAGAUGGAGGAGAUACGGGGCGCGUCGUACAAGAAGAUCAAAUCGCUCGAAUGCCAGCUGGAGCAGGAGCACGAGGAGCGCACGCAGCUGCUGCGCGACAAGCACGAGCUGGAGCGCAAGCUGGCCAGCCUGGAGGAUCAGGACCGGGCGGAGCGGGCGGCCGAGGAAGCGAUGGUGCAGCGGUUGAAGCGGGACGCGCGGAAGUAUCGGGCGCUGCUGCGCGACGCCCAAAGCCAGCUCGAUCGUGCGAAGGGCGAUUCGGCAAGCAAGGCGCUCGUGCGACAGCUGCGCAACCAGCUGGAGGAUGCGGAAUCGGCCCGCGUCGCUGCGCUGAAGGCGCGCCAGGUGCUCGAGGGUGAGCUGCAGGACGCGCAGCUCCUGUUCGAGGAGACGCAGCGCGCUCGCAACGAGGCGGAGGAUCGGGCGACGGUGGCGCAGCGCGACCGGGCCGAACUGCAGGCCCAGAUCGACGAGAACGAGGAGGAGAUGGCGGAGCUGAUGAAGAAGUACAGUGCCACGGUGAAGCAGCUGUCGAGCGAGCAGUCGCUGAUCGCGGAGUACGAGCUGCGCGUGUCCGAGCUGGAGGGCGAGAAGAAGUCGCUGAAGGAGCAGGUGGUCGAGCUGGCGACGCGGCUCGAGAGCGUGGAAACGAUCGGCGAACCGUCCAACAGUAUGGCGUUCAAGCGGCUGGAGCUGCGCACCAAAGAGCUCGAAUCGCGGCUCGAGUUCGAGCAGGCGACGCGGGCCCGCAUCGAGAUCCAGCUCGCCCGGCACAAGGAUUCGCUCGAGAAGCUGCAGGGCGAGCUGAGCCAGGCGCGGAAUCGGGAGGCGCAAGCGCAGGAUGCGCUCAAGAAGGGACAGAAAACGGUACGCGAGCUGCGGGACGAGCUGUCGACGUUGGCGAACCGCGACCAGGAGGGAUUGCUGAAGCGCAAGGAGCUGGAGAAGCGCAUCGAGACGGCCGAAUCGGAGACGGCCUCGGCGAGGGCGGAUCUGCGGCUAGCGCUGCAGCGGAUAGCCGACCUGCAGCAGGCGAUGGAAGAGGAGGGUGAUUCUUACCAAUCCGAUAGCGAUACGAGCGAUAGUUCGUCGUCGAUGGAUUCAUUCCACGAAUCGACUGUAACGCGCAAAUCACCGAGCGUCGGAAGCGGCGACCAUUUCGGCACAACGAACGGUGGCAGCAGCCGGGGCAGCGUCGGCAGUCUGGCCAGCAGUACGCGGGAUGGGCGCAAGGAAAGCAACAAUCCCAGAAUCACACUUACAAUGGCUACUGGUUCCGAUAGCAGUCCAUCGGCGGCGGCAGCAGCAACAGCACCAGCACCAUCAUCCGGCACGAGAUUAAGCAAUGGCAAUGGCGAAGGCGGUGGCACACUGGACGAUUCGUCAUUCGCUUGAACGGCUUGCCCCACCGGCCAACUACUACCAACCAAACAUGCAAAAUGCGCUUCCGUUUUCCCCAAACUCCUACGCAGUGCAGCACACACACACACACACAUACUCCUUUUGCCAUAUUAUUAUGAAGAGAAAUACCCUACGAAAUGGGAAGAAAAACCACCCUACAUAUAUAUUCGAGCAGCAAUUUUCUCCCCUUUUCUCCGGCUUCGGCUUCUUUCGCUUUUUAUCUUAACUUUUAUAUCGAACACAAACCAAAUGGAUUACUCACCCUACUCGUGGGAAUAGAGGCCGGUACACGGCGUUGGUUACUCGCUUGCCCCGGGGGAGGGGGGGCAUUAGAAUGUUGAAUCCGAUCGAGCAAUAAUCGAGAUCAAAGCGGGUAUACACCUACAGUCAGAAAAGUAACUAGCGAAGCAAGCAAGCAAGAAAAGUAAGGAACUCACACAAACAAAACAAACGAACAAAAAUUGUCUAUAUUCGCGCGUAUACAUAUUUAUAUAUAAACGUAUAUUAUAGUGUGCUUAUAUGAGCUGUAUGAGGUAUAUGAGAAAAAGCAAUCGAAUAAUCCUUAAUGUGAGGAUCUGGAUCGUGUUCCAAGCCCUUGAAAGAAGAGGAUAAGCAUGUGUGUCUCUGCAUAUUAUGACUGCACAGACACAGACACACACACACUCUAACCCUUAUCGAGUGUGUGUGUGUGUGUAAAAGAGCUGUUUUGAGGUUUUUUAUUACCACAUUUCUUCCUUCACAAGCAUAUCGUGUAUCGUGUUUAAGUAGAGACGUUUUCCCUUCUUUUUUUCCUUUCGAACGUCGCGUUUUGUUUAGAAGAAAUAUGUAUAUGUAUUUAUGUUUCGUUCUUCUCUUCCCUUCUUCAACGGCUAAUCUUGUGUACCGGUGUUCCGUGUUUGAAGGAUGUUAGUAUUAGGCACACUGCAGUGGACUUGAUUAUAUGAGAGUAGAAGAAUGAUUAAAAAUCGAAUCUAGGGCAAGCGAAGCGAACAAAUUUUUAAAACGAACUGUGCGUAAUACUGUGCUAUGAAAACAAAACAAGGAGAGGGAGAGAGAGAGAGAGGACGAGGACAAAACCUAAGACUCUCUGCUUGCAAUCGAUGUUGUGGAACACCACUCACUACUCUGUUGUCUAUUUGCUACUUAAAUUAGGAUAACUGUAGCUUUUAUUUGGAGAAAAAAUCAGUUCAGUGUUUUUGAUGUAUCUUCUGUGGUCGAAGGUUGAAGGUCAGUAUCUUCCACGCCACCGACGAGGACAAAGGACGCAGAGAGAAAAUGCAUUGGAAUUGCGGAUCAGCACAGACACACCGCACCAAGCAAAGGAAGGGGACGUUUUUUUUUCGAAGUUGUAUCGUUAGUAAGAUGUAAAGCGAAAGUGGAAAAGUAAAGCCUAUAAUAAUGAUAGAGAACACACAAAUGAGGAAGUGUUCGCGGCAGUAAAAAGUAAAAUAAAACUAUCUUUGAUACCAUUAUAUCGCGAUGAUAAUAAACACCGACGAGUAAGUACGCGUAAUAUCCCCCCCUUCACAUACCUUGUCUCUCUCUCUGUCUCUUCUUUAGCCCAAACGUAGUCAAACAAAAAGGCAAUUUUUAUCAUUAUUUUUAUUGCAAUUUAUUAUUAUUUAUCGAAUUGUUAUAAUAAAAAUAUUCCAAAAUCA